Benincasa hispida (wax gourd) is the source of this 1967-nucleotide messenger RNA. RefSeq names its product putative serine/threonine-protein kinase PBL19. NCBI's taxonomy places the organism in Eukaryota, Viridiplantae, Streptophyta, Magnoliopsida, Cucurbitales, Cucurbitaceae. Gene Ontology annotation, biological process: protein phosphorylation. The record is from RefSeq and is a predicted model, not a curated record. Gene Ontology annotation, molecular function: protein kinase activity; ATP binding.
UAUUUUAAUCAUCUUUACCAUCGUUUCCGUCCUAUUUUCUUCUGUUUGCCACUUAUUUGCACGAGGGUUUCGCCUUUUCUAGCAAUCCCUUUUCGAUCUCGUUUCCAAAUUUCUACUACUUCACUUUUAUUCUCUUUUUUAGGUCUUGAAUCCAUCUGGGUUUUCUUUAUUUGUUCACAUCCUGUUGCUCAAAUGUCUGUUGGGUGUGUUGGGUUCCUCUGUUUUGCCUUCUUCUCUAUAUAAUUGCUUUUCUUGCUCUACUCUGUCUUCUGGGUUUGUGGGUUUUUCUCUCAUGGGGUUCUAGUUCUUUCUUGCAAUUUUGAAAUCCCUUGUGUGUGUUUGUUUUUCCCCUCUCCAGGGUCCAUUGAAUUUUUUGUUUCUCGUUGAAUUUGUGACUUUCUUACUUUUGACCAUAAGAAUUGGCUUCUGGAAGAGUGUUUUUUCAUUUCAUUUUUUAUCCUCUGGCUUUUGAAAGAUGAAGUGUUUCUUUAAUCCCAAGGGAAAAUCCAAGUCCAAAGGGAUAUCAAAAUCCGCUCCAGAGUUGAACCAAGGAGAAAAAUCAGACAAAUCAGCCAAGAAAAAUGGUUUCAGACCAUCCAAUUCAUUACCUUCAAGGAGUAUUCCUGAAUUGUACAAAGAGAAGGAGCACAAUUUGAGGGUUUUCUCUAUCCAGGAGCUUGUUGAUGCAACAAAUGGCUUCAGCAGGAUGUUGAAGAUUGGGGAGGGUGGUUUUGGGUCUGUAUACAAAGGAAGAAUUAAGCCCACAACUGCCAAUGGUGAACCUGUUGUGGUUGCCAUUAAAAAACUCAACCAGCAUAGCUUGCAGGGUCAUAAAGAAUGGCUUGCAGAAGUUCAAUUUCUUAGUGUAGUUAGUCAUCCAAAUCUAGUUAAACUUCUGGGUUACGCGGCUGAAAAUGGUGAGAGAGGGAUUCAGAGGCUUUUAGUCUAUGAGUUCCUCCCAAACAGGAGCCUGGAACACCAUCUUUUUCUAAGAAUGUCACCAACUCUGCCAUGGAAGCAAAGAUUAGAGAUUAUCAUUGGUGCAGCUCAGGGCUUGGCUUACCUACAUGGAGGAUUAGAAGCUCAGGUGAUAUAUCGGGAUUUCAAAUCUUCGAACGUACUAUUGGACGAGAACUUCAAGCCUAAACUCUCAGACUUUGGUCUUGCUAGAGAAGGACCAAGUGGUGAUCAUUCACACGUUUCUACAGCGGUGGUUGGAACACAGGGAUAUGCUGCUCCUGAAUAUGUUGAAACGGGUCGUCUAAAGACCCAAUGCGAUGUAUGGAGUUUUGGCGUGGUUCUGUAUGAACUCCUCACGGGCAGACGAGCAUUGGAUAGAAACCGCCCCAUGGGAGAGCAGAAACUUCUACAUUGGGUGAGACAAUUUCCAGUUGACAGUAGUAUGUUCACCAUGUUAAUUGAUCCUCGACUCAGAAACCAGUAUUCCUUGUCUUCCGCCCGGGAAGUUGCAAUGUUGGCAGACCGGUGCCUAAACAAGAAUGCGAUGAGUCGGCCAACAAUGACAGAAGUAGUUGAAAGCUUACAGAAAGCGCUACUAAUGUCGGAAGAGAAAACGGGCUCUAGUAGUAGUAGUAGUCAAAAACAGUCUCCUGGCGUCCUGUUAUCUCCAAGAUUUGUUGAUCAAAAGCAUGUCAUGGUUAAAAGACGAGGAAAGGUUUGAUCUUUGGAAUAACUUCACUUUGGUUACUGACUGAAGUAUCACACUCUUCAGGAUGAAGUAUGAAAGUUUUGACCUUCUGCAAUCCCCAAAAGUUCAUCUUUUUUUAGCACAUUGUCUUGGAAAGGUUUGAUCAUGUAAAUCUUGUCCAAUUCACAGAGAAGCUAUACAAUUGUUUUUCCUUCUUAUUUUCUUCUUGUUACUGUGUGUUUGGAAUCAAGAAUAGAUCUUUGAGAAGGUGUUAUAAAUCUGGUCUACGUACCAUAUAAUAUAUCAUUCUUGCAAUUCA